Saccostrea echinata is the source of this 1691-nucleotide messenger RNA. Its product is annotated as 40-kDa huntingtin-associated protein-like. Gene Ontology annotation, cellular component: early endosome. Gene Ontology annotation, molecular function: protein binding. Gene Ontology annotation, biological process: vesicle cytoskeletal trafficking. Lineage: Eukaryota; Metazoa; Mollusca; Bivalvia; Ostreida; Ostreidae. Bases 2 to 952 code for a protein of 316 amino acids. The record is from RefSeq and is a predicted model, not a curated record. The transcript is spliced from 13 exons.
AAUGGAAAAGGAUGUAGAUGUACUUGGCAAAUACAGAUUAGUGUCUAAUAAAUUAAAAAAGCGUUUUCUAAAGAGACCAAAUGUGGCUGAAGGAAUUGAACAGUACUCUGUCUUAUCGAAGUCGUUAAAGGAACAAGAAUGUCAACAAUAUGCUGCCUUUUGUGCUCUUGCGCAAGCAAGGUGUGAGCACACUAUGGUCAAUGCUGCUGGUGAAUCCCAGUCCCUGACGGAGGCUGCUCGUAACUUUCUAGAGGCAGAGAUAGCCAAUCAGGAGCUGAAGUGUGCGAGUUUUAAUGAACAUCUCACUGCAGCCAUUAAUUGUUACAGUCAUGCAAUCAGGGUUCAUAUAGAGAAUAACAGUGCAGCACUGGCAGCUGCCUUGUGUAUAGAGCUUGGGAAUGCAUUAAAGAAGUUAAAUAAACCAGGAGAAGCCAUGGCUCAUUUUCAGAGAGCAGCAGAACUACAAUCACAUAGUCCACUUGAUUGUCUACAGUCAUUAAGUGAAGUAACUUCAUGUAAAAUUGCUAUCAAAGACUACGAUGGGGCACUGAGUGUUCUGACAGAAAUGGCUUACCUAGCACAGGAAAGGGGAGGCUCCUCCAUUACAGGAAGGCCUGUAGGAGCGUACUGUGAUUUCUUAUGUCACUGUGAAGUAUCCCGAGUCCUAUUGUUGAUGAUGCUACAGCCAACACCUCAAAGAAUAAGACCUGAACAUGCUCAAACAUUAGAGAAAUACACCUGGGAUUUUAAUGAAGACAAUUCAACAGUGCAAUAUCUUGGAGAAGACCUAUUUCUUAUGUUACAGUCUGUUGUGAUGGCAUGCCAGUCAACAGAUCUGACAUCUCUACGAUUACUCCAGACAGAGUUAUGGCCCUUGUUAACCACAGAACAGAAUCAUUUACUAUUUCUUGUGAUCCAGGAAUUGUCACACCCAUCAGGGGAAGGGGUCUAAAUACAGAACCAUUUACCAUUUCUUGUGAUCCAGGAAUUGUCACAUCCUUCAGGGGAAGGGGUCUAAAUAUCAGAUACAUGACUUCAGUUAAAUUUUCUAAGUGAAUUAUAGAAGUUGUCCUCUCUUGAUUAGCUUUAUUUGUACUUAUUCCAAUUUUUGACACCAGCUCCUAGACUAAUGUUCUAUCAUUUUUAUACUUCCUAGGGUUAUUUCAUUUAUUGCAGAAAUCACAGCAAUACGGCAAAGCAAAUUUUCUGUUAAUUUCUAUCACGAAAUCAUAUACUUUACAAGUUAAAAAAUCAAUUUUGACAUAUUUGGCUUUGUACAAAACAUUUUUUUUUUUAAUUGAAGAUUUUAUCUGGAAGAUGCUAUGUUUCCAAUAAUUAAAUACUUGAAUAUUCAUUGAUAAAAUUGCACUUGAAACAGUUGAAAGAGAUACAGAUUUUUGUCUAACUCUAGUAUGAUAACAAAGGAAUUUAGUGUACAGACGUAUGUUAUUGUUUAUGCUUGUAAUUGAAAUACCUGUAAUGUGAUUUUCCUAAUACUGAUAUGUGUAUGUGUAGAUAUGAGCUUAAGCCAUAUCAGAAUUAAUACCUGCCAUAAAUGCAGGACUGCACUUAGUGACAUUUCUUUAACGAGUCCCUGAUAUUAUACAUAUUGUAAAUUUCAAUUUUUAUAAUGAGAAUACUUUAAAGUACGCAAAAUGUACUUUUUGAUAAAUUCUGGAAUAGUUGAAAAA